Cicer arietinum (chickpea) is the source of this 1780-nucleotide messenger RNA. Its product is annotated as transcription factor bHLH87-like. Gene Ontology annotation, molecular function: DNA-binding transcription factor activity; protein dimerization activity. Gene Ontology annotation, biological process: regulation of DNA-templated transcription. The record is from RefSeq and is a predicted model, not a curated record. Lineage: Eukaryota; Viridiplantae; Streptophyta; Magnoliopsida; Fabales; Fabaceae.
UAAUGAUGUAAUUGCACAAGUACCAAUGUUUGUUUUUAUUAUAAAAGCAUGUACCUUUUGUUCUUCCUAACAAUACAAAGGUUCAUCACAUCAAACACACACGGCAUCUGUAUAACUAGUCAGUCUUCAAUGGCAGCUCAAGACUCAAACAAGGUUUCUCAUCCUUUUGCCUCUUGGAAUUGUGUUCUAGUAGUACAAAAAUACUGGUAACAUUUACAAGGAUCAAAGUUUCAUUUCAUCACAAAAAUUACAAUCAUCUAUGGAAGGUCUAAAUUGGAAUGGUUCAGAAAUUUUAGAGAGCACACCAAUCUUGUGGAGUACUCAUCAUCAAGAACAAAACAUGGAAGGAGACUACUCCUCCAUAUCAAAAUCUCAUAUUCAUCAAAUACAAGAGAUGGAUCAGAAAGUUCAAACAAGUCACACAGUGAUGAUGCCAAACACAAAUUUUUCACAGCAUGCAGCAGCAGCAGCAUUAACAACCAUGACAGUGAAAUCAGGUGAAGCUGCUGUAUCCAGCUGGAAAAAAGAACCUUUAAUACUUCAAUCAUUUCAGUCAUCUUCAGUCAAUAAACCUUACAACAGUAGUACUAUUACUACUACUAGUACCAACUACAUGCCAGAUUUCAACAUGGCCCACCAACAACAAAAACAACUCAUCAAAAGUGGUUGUUCUUUUGAUUGUUUAAUUUCAGCUAGUACUAAUAGCAACACAGACACUACUUCUAUUGAAGAUGAUGAUGGAAUUUCAAACAUAUUUUCUGACUGCAGAAGAAGAAAUUUAUGGAACUUUAGUUAUGCCACUACUGCUUCUAAUUCAUCUGCUGAAACUGAUCAUAGUAAUGUUUCAAAUGGUACUAAUUACAAAAACAAAGACAUGCAGUGUAAUAAACUCAAUGAACUUGAUGAAACAAUGUCUCAAACUUCAUCAGAUCAAUUACAGUCCAAGGCAAGUGAUCAUCAUUUUUUCAGUACUGUACAAAAUUCUGUUUCUGUUGAAAAUGGUUUUGGAAUUUUCUCUGAUAAACCACCAAAAUGUAAGAAACCAAGAUGGGAAAAGGGUCCAUUUUCAUCAAAUAUAAAUUUCCAACAACCAAAAUCAUCAACAACAUGUUGUUCUUCUUCAUCAAAUGAAGAGACUGAUCCAGAAGCAGUAGCAGCAAUGAAGGAAAUGAUGUAUAGAGCAGCAGCAUUUAGGCCAGUGAAUUUUGGAAUGGAAAAUGAUGUGAUUGAAAAGCCUAAAAGAAAAAAUGUUAAGAUAUCAAAUGAUCCACAAACAGUGGCUGCAAGGCAUAGAAGGGAGAGAAUAAGUGAGAAGAUUAGAGUUUUGCAAAAGAUUGUUCCUGGUGGAAGUAAAAUGGACACUGCUUCAAUGCUUGAUGAGGCUGCAAAUUAUCUUAAGUUUCUUAGAUCACAAGUUAAGGCACUUGAAAGUUUAGGGAACAAAGUUAAUGCAAUGGAUUGUCCUUCAACUAGUAUUGCAUUCUCUUUUAACCCUUCUUUUCACAUGCAAAUUCAUCCUAGUGAUCAUAACAAUCAUGAUUAUUAUUAAUAUUAUUAUCAUAUAGACAAUGAUUAACAUGUCUGAUCUUCAUUUUCUAGCCAAUUAUGCAGGAAAAUGGUACUGUAAUUGUUGCAACUUUAUUUCUCAGUAUAAUCAUCAGUACUGACUUUGUUUAAAAUUAUGAUUAAUGAUGAUGUUUCUUGGUCUUGUCAUAUGAUUUAUCAGGUGCAUACCAGAACCAUCAUGUAUGAUUAAAAUAGUUUUAUUAUUUUGGGGACA